CAGCAGUAGAAAGUGUGUCACUGGGACACGAGGCUCUCCCUAGGAGUCACAUGGUGGAUGUUCCUGAGCCGCGUGUUGGUGUCUGCGCAGUUGCAAGGAGAGAGUGAGCUUUGGCAGAUUAACAUUUUGCAGGAGAAGAGAGAGGCAGUGGCAUAAUCGAGCUCCGGCUGGCGUGAGAGAAUCUUUGCACGCGCAGUCAAGCUCCAGUUCUUUCCCAUCUAAGUGCCGGUGCAAAUUACGAAGUUUAAAGAAGCAAAUCGCCAUCAUCCCGUGCAAGCAUUGCAACAUAACUUCGGGCAGGGGGGAAAAAAGAAAGAGGAGAGGAAGAGAGCAGUUCUUUGCUUUCCUCCCUCCUCACUAAUCGAAUCUCAACUUGCAUCAUCGCUUGAUAUGAAUGACAACUAUCAUCUGAACAGAAUGGCGACUUUGGAUGACAACAACAACGCUCCAGGUGGUGUGAUCAGUUACAUUGGUUCAAAUGGAUCUUCCCCAAGUUGCACCAGUCCCAUUUCUUUGUGUGGCAGUGACAGUUUGAAUGGCAGCUGCCAACUGUCAUCCCAUCCAGCGUUUCCCAACUACUUCCCACCUUCGCCCACUGGAUCUCUGGUGAAAGAUUCUGGACGUCUCUACGGGGGUGGUUCAGCUGGACUUUGUGAUGAUGCUUCCCCAUCGUCAUCGUCAUCUUCCUCCUCUUCCUACAGCUCUGGAGGUUCUCCAAUGGGACUCCAAGUGACCUUGGAUGAUGGGAGGCGUGUCUCCCCUAUCAAAAGCACCACCAGCAGCAGCAUCACGAAACUCAAUGGGAUGGUCCUUCUAUGUAAAGUUUGUGGUGAUGUUGCUUCCGGCUUCCAUUAUGGUGUCCAUGCCUGUGAAGGCUGCAAGGGUUUCUUUCGGCGCAGCAUUCAGCAGAACAUCCAAUAUAAAAAGUGCCUGAAAAACGAGACUUGCAGCAUUGUCCGCAUUAAUCGGAAUCGUUGCCAGCAGUGUCGCUUUAAGAAGUGCCUGAGGGUUGGCAUGUCUCGUGAUGCUGUACGAUUUGGGCGCAUCCCCAAGCGUGAGAAGCAAAGGAUGCUGGCUGAGAUGCAGAGUGCAAUGAACAUGGCUAAUAACCAACUGAGUGCACAGUGCCUCCCUGAGAAUCUGCCCACAGGGCAUCCACAGUCCAGUACUCUCUUGCUGGGCCAUCAGUCUCAACUGGCACCUUCUUCCCCACCUUCCCGUGUAGCCUCCCCACCCCAGACAUUUCCUUGCUUCUCCCAGUUUUCUCAGCAGUUAACACCUCCACGAUCCCCAAGCCCUGGAGAUGUCAUGGAGGAUGUCAUCGCACAAGUGGCUAAAGCCCACAAAGAGAUUUUUGUUUAUGCCCAUGACAAACUGGCUACGGGGCCCCACCCACCAACAGGGAGUAACAGUUCUCCUAGUUGGGACAACAACUGGUUGGUCAAUGGCUAUCACACCAGUGGGCUGCAUCUUCAAAAUGACAAUUGGAACCCUGGCUCUGCCUCUAGCCCUGCUUGUCACCAGCAUAUCAAUGGACAUAGGUUUUGUCCCUCUGGGGAAACAGACUUCUCCCUUAGGCAAGGCGAAACCAAAGUCUUGGCGUGCCCAAUGAAUUGUCAUCCUCAUGGUUACAGUGGCCGCACAGUUCAGGAGAUUUGGGAGGAUUUCUCACUGAGUUUUGUGUCAGCUGUACGAGAAGUUGUGGAAUUUGCUAAACACAUUCCGGGAUUUCGGGAGCUGUCACAACAUGACCAAGUCUCACUACUCAAAGCUGGCACAUUUGAGGUGCUAAUGGUUCGGUUUGCCUCCCUUUUCAAUGUCAAGGAGCAGACUAUAACAUUCACCAGUCACACAAAGUACAACCUUGAAGAGUUGUGGGGGAUGGGCAUGGAUGACUUGUUAAUAUCCAUGUUUGAGUUCAGUGAGAAGCUUAGUGCCUUGCAACUAUCUGAAGAAGAACUAGGCCUCUUCACAGCAGUGGUGCUGAUCUCUGCAGAUCGCUCAGGCAUCGAGAACCCAGCAUCAGUGGAGCAGCUACAGGAAACACUGAUCCGGGCGCUGCGAGCCCUCAUCCUCAAGAAUCACCCCCAGGAAACAUCCCGCUUUACUAAAUUGCUUUUGAAACUGCCUGAUCUACGCACCCUCAACAUGCACUCCGAAAAGCUGCUCUCCUUCCGCAUUGAUGCUCAGUAAAAGAUAGCGCAGGCAGAAAUACUGCGAGUCCAGGCUCCUGACCAAUUAUCCUUGCUUUAUUGCACUAACCAGACUAUUUUGGGCCUGGAUAUGGCUAUUUAUGUGGGGGUAGCAGCUGCUCCUCCUGCCUGCUCAGAAAUAAACAGCACAACCGCCUUUGUAAAUAUAUCUGUGUAUAUUGGAACUGUGUGAAGAGAAUAUCCCUCUUCCUGGCUAUGGUGCCAAUUUCAGGAGAAAAAUACAAUGAAAGCAAACUGGAUGGUUGUCGUCCUCUUUUUGUUCAUUUCUUGCUCUCCUAAGUUGAAACUACGGUGGGAAUUGGGAUCAAGUGUGGCAUGAUCCUCAUGAUCCUUUGGCUGCUACCAGAAGGAAAACAAGUCUUAGAUACAGGCAGGUAACUGGAGCCCCAUUUGUUUUUUCUAGGGAGGGUGAUGUGGUAUGAAGUCCUGUAAAAACCACUAGGUGAAAAGGCUCAUCUGCCUUAUUGUUUCCUUAAAAUGUUCCAUCUUUUAUGUUUUCCUUUCUGGUGUAGGAGACCUAUGAAACCCUUUGUAAUAGAUGCCACUUCCAGGCAAACUAAUUUUGAAAUAAUACCCCGUUAGUAGGAAUGCAAGAGAACUAAACCACCUUCUUUGAAAUACUCCUGUCUAGCAAAAAGAAAAAGAAAAAAGGAAUAAACCAUCAUCCAUCCUCAGAUUAAAUUGAAAUAAAAUGAGGCGAUGAUGUCAGUUGGCCUCUUUUUCCACAUCCUGAAUUCUUGGUGAACUUUCUGUGUGUAGUGGAACUGAGGUUGUACUCAUUAAGGGAGGCUUGAUGGGUACAAUGGUAGAACAAUUGUAGAACAAUUUCAGCCCCAACCCUGUACUCAAGUUUUGGCAGUUAAAAGAAAGGAUGUUAUAUACCAGCCACCAUUUACCAGAAAUGAGACACCAAAAGUCAGUUGGGGCUGUGAGGUUUUUUUUGUCUUUGUUUAAGGGUAGGUUUGUUUGUUUUUUAAUCAUAUAUUUAUUACAUAAAUAUAUAGUAAAAUAGACCAGCAACAAUUACCAUAAAAAUAUCUUUCUUUAAAAUCCUGACCAAAAACACAAAAAGGGUUAUUUUUUUUCCCCUGCCCCAGACUUUUCAGGGUUAUUUUUUUUUCAAAAUCGCACGUCACAGACAAAUUGUGAUUGUCGUUAUUUUUUUACAUCAGCAGCUUCCUGCUUCCCAGAUGCAAAAAAGGAAAAGGAAAGGAAAGAAAAACAGAAACAGAAAAAAGAAAAGACAGUAAGGGAGAAGGGGGAAAGGGGUGAGGCAGAGGGAACACUUUCCCCAUCUGGUUUUUCUUUCCCUCUGAACUCUUCCCCCCAACCCAACCCCCCCCCCUUCAGAAAACCCCAUCUCCCAAAUGUACAUUCACUAACUCCCUGCUCACAGUUUCUUUCCCUGCUCUGGACUGCGAGGGAAAAACCACGAUGCAUAGUAUAUUGGGGUUUAAGUAUAAAGUUAAGUACAAAGUUGUCUCCUUAUUGGAAACUCCUUUCUAUUCUCCCAUAAUCUUUGAUGAUAAUCUAGAUCCAAAAUUUUAAAAAAAAACACCCUUUCAGAAAGAAAGACUGGCUGGGGUGUGUGUCAAGAAGAUAGUGGGAUAUCAUUUAUAGGACUGCAUGAGGUAUGUGUUGGCAAAGAAAUACUGAAAGGAGGUAUGGGAAUAAUCAUCAGUGUCUCUCCAUGAACAAAUCUAUAAUGUGAAAAAAAAAAUCUACUUCUUACCCACAAAUUUUCAGUCAUUAAGUGCCCUGCAUGGAUGGAGGAAGAAACUUAGGGGCAUUGUGUCCUGAAAAGCAACACCUUUUACUACAGAUUGCAAAGGAUUUUGCUUCUCCAGGAAGGGUGGCUCCCACCCCCAUAGAGGUGGCACAGCAUACAAAAGAGGUGGGAGAGAUACUGUGUUCCUUGCACUGAACUUUGGGCAAAAUGUGAGCAUGCCAUGAUGGGGGAGAAUGACACCUGAGGUGGCAGAGUAUCAAAGUAUGAACUAUCGUGGGAGGGAUUCACACCCUGAGAUCUUUGCAUCACUUUAAGGAUAAGUUAUGACCUAGGCAGCAGCCAAUGUACCUUCCUACCCCAGCUGACAUAAAAUGAGGGACACUGCCCUCUAUAGGUAAGUGGGCACAUAGGAGUAAAGUCAGAGGCCUCCUUUCUCCAUUAGCAGCUUUCUUGUGUAGAGUGUCUUGCAUAUAUAAAUCUUUAGUACAAAGAGGGAAAAAGGAAAUUCUACUUUUCUGCAUUCAAACUCCAUAUGGAAAAGCUAUUUCAGCUCCCCUUACGAGGUGGUGUUACGUAUGUGCUGGUGAUGGAGAGAAGAGAGUUUUAAAUGAGGACUACAAUCCAGAUCCUAAAAAGACAUUUACAGGUAGUCCUUAACUUAUGAUCAUUUGAAGUUAUGAUGGUGUUGAAAAAAGUGACUCAUGACAGUCCUUGAUCUUAUAAUCACUGCAGCAUUUCUGCGUUCAUGUAAUCACAAUUUUGGUUCUAGGCAAUUAGCAUGUAUUUGUGAUUGUUGCAGCAUCCUAGGAUCAUGUAACCACCAUAUGUGACCUUCCCAGCUAAUUUGCGAUAAGCAAAGUCAAUGGGGGAAGUCAGAUUUGUUUAACAGUUGAAUGAUUCAGUAAUAACAGCAGCAAAAAGGUCAUGAAAUCAAAUGUGACUUGCUUAAUGACUGCAUCACUUAGUGACACGCUUCAGUUCCAAUUGUGAUUUUAAGUUGAAGACUACUGUGCCAUUUUAGCUUAAGGGGGGUGCAAAAUGCAUUCAUUCCUCACAGCUGAUGAAGUGGUGUUGCCCAGGCUGAAAAGGUUUACUUUGGCUAUAAUGUUUUAAGUAAUCAAGUAAUCCCUGUGAAAAAGGGGCUCUUGCCUUUUCCUUGUAAGAUAUAACCAAAUGAAGUUGGCUGUUUUACAACAUGCUAUUAUUUGAUCAUACUCCAAAGGUAUGGAUUGAAACUAUAAAGAAACUUUGAAUUAAUCUAGUAUUGUAAAUUCUAGCUGAAGUGAUAAUCUGUGCUAGUUCAUUCACAAACCUAUUGCUAUCUAACCAUGUUAUCUAACAAGCCACUAUUAUAAAAAUGUCAACCGGAUCAUCAUCCAAAGACUCAUGGUCUCAAAAGAUGAAAAAUCAUUUUCUUAAUUUUAAAUACCUCAGGCUGGCUUUCUAUCUUUAAAAAAAAGAAACCAAAAACUUAGUUUCUCAAAUUAUUAAUGGGAAUACAUAAUUUAGCCAGAUCACUUCAGCCUGCUAGGCAAGAACAAUGAAGGGUUCAUAGCUCUACACUGGGUGCUAAGCUGAAAUCACAGAAAUGUUUCUAAUUGGACAGACCAUCUCUCAUACCUUUCAGAGUAUCAUAGGGACAAUUAAACACAUCAACUAAAGUAGUAUAAUAAUUAGCCAAGUCGAAUGAACUAAAAUAGCUGACAUUUCUGUCUCCCCCUACACCUGCCUUUCAUUUGAGACAUUGGCAGGAGGCUUUGCAUGUAUGUUGUGCAAAGUGCAGAUGGGGUUUAACACUUUGUAUACAUAGGAUAUCUGCACACAGUUGAAAGAACUAUACUUAUCAAAUACAUAUGCUCUAGAUGAAGUCAAGCAGGAAGUUCUGCACAAGCUCAGUGAAAUGAAUGAGUAGUCCCACUCAUUUCAGGUAGUGUUUAGAAACUGUUUCUUUUCAGUUCAACUACAUGUAUUAUAUAUACACAUAAAUAUGUUCAGGCUCCUUCAUCCAAGGUCAUAUCAUUUGUGACUAUUUUCUCAGGACUAUAAAGCCAAUCUUACAUCUUGAAGUUCAGUAUGUGUAGGAAAUUCAUAAAGGAGAGUACCAAAAUACUAUUUUAUAGAGGCUGUACUAUUUGAUAUAAGGCAAUGAGGAAUUAUUAUCCUGCCCCCUCCUUCCUGAUAAUCAGGGGCAUCUUUACAUGCUUUGUAGAUUUCAAACAUAAGAUGUUCCAGUUACACCUUUUCAAGGCAGAACUAGUUUACAAGUUGGGUUACAUAUAAAAUAUUUACAGAAUUACAAAUGCUGAACAGACUGUUCACUUGAUUGUUGUGUGAAAGUGUGUCCUUGCUGGCAACUUAUACAGUAUUAUUAAGGCUUCUGGAAAAAUGAGUAUAGAAAACUAACGUCAAGAUGGGGUAGCACUGAGCCUCGAAUGGUAGUUCAGCUGCCCUGACAAGAUGGGGGAAUCUGAGACAUUGGUGAAGUGAGGGCAAAUGACAAACAUGUUUGAGACAGAAACAAACAAGAAUGAAAAAAAUGGGGUAAGGUUACAGCAAGAAGGAAAAUGUCUGCAAACAUACAGAAACACAUAUAUCUACAUAUAAGAUAUACCUCAACUCUGCCACAAAUGUUUGGCAGAAAUGUUUGAACCCAGAGAACAGGCAAGGCUCAGUACUUCUAGCUUUUAGAUAUAUUCUGCCAGGCACAGCAAGAAUUCUCAGUAUGGGAGAGAACAAACCUGCCUAUAAACAAGGAAUACAAAACUGGCAUGAUAGAAGCAGAAAGACACUGUUGUGUGUAUGAGAUAGGGACCUUCUUUUCAUAGAGAAGCAAAUUUGUAUUAGAUAUGUUUGUUACCUCUUAAGAAUAUUAAAAUGCAUACAAAGUCUAUUAACUCAAAACCACAAGAUUGGACACCCAUACAUCUGAGGUAAUUUACACCGCAAAUUCACAAGUCCCUCAUUUACAGUAUUACAAGUAAAACCUGCACAUUUAGACAUGAGCCAAUGCUGAUAGGGUGUUCAGGACACAUCUGGGGUCACCAUAAACCAGAGUGUAUCUUUCUCAUAUAUCAGGAAGAUGUUUAUGUAGGAACACCACCAACAAUCAGAAUAACAAACCCAUUGAGAUAAAGAAUACAUGUGACCUCAGCAGGGUCUCCUGGCAGUAGUACAGUGCCUAAACUGUUUCAUGGCUUGUGCCUUUGCUCAGUCUACAAAAAGUGCAGAACAACCUGCCUUUGGAUGGCACUCAAUUUUUCUUAUGCUGCCCAAAUUUUAAAAAAACAGAAACAAUCUGUUAGGGCCCUGGGCUGCCAAAGAUGAUGAUGCACCUUAAAGUACAUAUAGUACAGGGGGCAAGGAAAACUCAUCUCAACCCCCUCCCCUCCCAAAAGAAGGUAGGGUAUUAAUUCUAAAUGAAGAUGGGAUUUGGAAUAAGGUAAUGACAGGAGGAUUGUUUGAGAUCUGUUUUUGAGCUUCUGGGUUAAGGGGUAAAUUGCAAAUUAGUUACCUAUGCAAACCUUUUCAGCCUGGCAAGAAGGGUUAUAAGUGGCAAGAGAGGCAAGGUUUCUGCAGCC
This is a messenger RNA of Crotalus tigris (Tiger rattlesnake), 7520 nucleotides long. It is a transcript of the gene NR1D1, whose product is annotated as nuclear receptor subfamily 1 group D member 1. Gene Ontology annotation, molecular function: nuclear receptor activity; zinc ion binding; RNA polymerase II cis-regulatory region sequence-specific DNA binding. The coding region runs from base 391 to 2193 and encodes 600 amino acids. The record is from RefSeq and is a predicted model, not a curated record. The transcript is spliced from 8 exons. Lineage: Eukaryota; Metazoa; Chordata; Lepidosauria; Squamata; Viperidae. Gene Ontology annotation, biological process: hormone-mediated signaling pathway; positive regulation of transcription by RNA polymerase II; cell differentiation.